AUGCCUAAUAUAGGUGGGCCAGGGCAGAAGAAGAUGAUGGUGAUGGCAGGGGUGGUUGACAGCAUAAUUUUGUAUGCUGCAAGCGUAUGGGCGGGAGCCAUGAAAGUAAAGCUGCACAGAGACAGGGUGAUAAGAACACAGAGAAGGAUGCUUUUGAGGAUUGCGCAUGCAUACAGGCCUGUCUCGACUAACGCGGCGAGCGUCAUAGCAGGUGUAAUACCAAUCGAUUUAAAGAUAGAGGAGAGAGCGAUGAUACGACGACUCGUACAAACUGGGACUAACAUGAAGGAGGCAAAGGUAAGGGCUCGUGGUACGGCCCACGAUACGUGGCAACAGAGGUGGCAGAAUUACGGAAGGUCGGCAUGGACGAAGAGGAUUAUCCCUAACAUCAGGAUUUGGGCGGAUAGGAGUAAAGGAGAAGUGACAUAUCAAAUUUGCCAAGCGUUGACUGGGCAUGGAAACUUUGGGUCAUAUUUGAAGCGCAUAGGGAAGUGGGAGCAGGUUGGAUGCCUGUAUUGCGACAGGGUCGACACGGUGGAGCACACGGUGUUUUCAUGCGGGAGAUGGGAGGCCCUGAGAGCGGAGAUGAGCGAGACGGCAGGACAGGAGGUAACUCCAGAAAAUUGGAUUGGCCUGGCCACGAGAACCGAAAGGGACUGGAGGGGUAUUAUGGGCGCGGUAGAGAAGAUCAUGACCUUAAAGGAGCAAGACCUGAGAAGGCGGGAGAGGGAGGCCGAGUAA
Messenger RNA from Anoplophora glabripennis (Asian longhorned beetle), 741 nucleotides. RefSeq lists its product as uncharacterized. NCBI's taxonomy places the organism in Eukaryota, Metazoa, Arthropoda, Insecta, Coleoptera, Cerambycidae. Bases 1 to 741 code for a protein of 246 amino acids. The transcript has a single exon. The record is from RefSeq and is a predicted model, not a curated record.